UGCAACUAAACAGCUUUAUUGAGGGUUGAAACAUUCCCCAACGAACUAAGCCCGUCUAAAGUUAGUAAUAGAAUAAUCUGCGACUUGUUAAGAUCUAACAACAACAAAAAAUAUAAUAAUAUAUUACAACAUAAUAAAUUUAUCUAAACAUUAAACAAUGGUUUUGUAUUCGUUAAAUUUUGCGGCGACAGUGAUAUUUGUGAUAAUAGUUUGUAUUUAUGGAGAGAAUGCAGUAGCAGUUGAAUUAUCAUCAUAUUUGGAUAAUUCAGAAGUAUUAAAUCCUGUAAAGCGAUCAACAGGUACUAAAACAUUGGAAAACUCGAACACGAUUUGUGGACAAGAAAAUGAGAAGACCACAGGCUGGUCAAGAUUCCCGUGGAUAGUUGCGAUUUUAAUGAAAGAUGUUGGCGACUUAAAAUAUCUAUGUUUAGGAAAUCUUAUUUCUUCGAAGACGGUUAUAGCUGCUGCCCAUUGCGUUGGAAAUAUUGAAUCGAAGGAAAUUGUUAUAUCAAUGAAUUGGAACAACCUUAAAGAUUGGUCGGAUGCUACCAAUAUUGAUGUUGAAAAAAUCAUACUACAUCCAGAAUUUAUGAUAGAACAAAGCUCUGUCGCAGAUUUGGCCGUUCUACACCUUAAACAAAGUAUACCCCCUAAAGAUUCGGUCAAUCCAAUUUGUAUGUGGCAGGGGCCUACUGAUGUCGAUAAAAUUAAAGAUGUAUCUGGAGCUGUCAUUAGCUGGGGCCCAAACGGAAAAGGCAGUAUAAAAUCAAUUCCCAAAUUGAUCAAUGUAACCGUUCUCUCAGAAUCAACUUGCAUAAGAUCGAAUAACUUAGUGAGUCUUUUGCUUUCAAAUACAACUUUAUGUGCCAAACCUGAAGAGGAUAGUGAUGGAAUGUGUAUCGGAGAUAGUGGAGCUGGAUUAAUGAUAAAGAAGGGAACUACAUGGAUGCUGAGAGCUAUAGUAAUAAGCAUAGUGGGUAGCCCAAAUGAUGAUGGUUGUUAUCCUAAUAAGAAUGCCAUUUUCACGGAUACUGUUUCUUUGGAUAAAUGGAUUCGAUUAAAUACUUUGUGAAACUAUACUUGAAUAAAUUGACAAAGAAUGGUGUAAAGAUGUGUAUUUUCUUUUAAAACU
Messenger RNA from Eupeodes corollae, 1132 nucleotides. RefSeq names its product serine protease gd-like. The record is from RefSeq and is a predicted model, not a curated record. NCBI's taxonomy places the organism in Eukaryota, Metazoa, Arthropoda, Insecta, Diptera, Syrphidae. Gene Ontology annotation, molecular function: serine-type endopeptidase activity. The transcript is spliced from 3 exons. Bases 158 to 1072 code for a protein of 304 amino acids. Gene Ontology annotation, biological process: proteolysis.